Messenger RNA from Cynara cardunculus var. scolymus (artichoke), 2138 nucleotides. Its product is annotated as probable acyl-activating enzyme 1, peroxisomal. Bases 105 to 1868 code for a protein of 587 amino acids. The record is from RefSeq and is a predicted model, not a curated record. Lineage: Eukaryota; Viridiplantae; Streptophyta; Magnoliopsida; Asterales; Asteraceae. The transcript has 2 exons.
UAUCCCAUGAACUCCCCUUCCUUGGAAUUUAGUUCAGGAGAGAGUCACAACUAUAAUCUGUACAAUUUUCUUAUCUCCCCUUUUUCAUCGCCUUCAACAUCACCAUGAACAAAAUCUUCAAUAAGCCAAGGACAUGGCUCCUAAACCGAUUUCAUCUUCAUCUUCUUCCUAAUCAGUGGUGGCGUCAAUACUUCCAAUUGUCUGAAUCUGGUGAUGAUUUGCAGCCAAAAUCAUGGCGAUCGGUGGAAGGACUGGUACAGUGCUCAGCCAACUAUGUUCCGCUCACACCGAUUAGCUUUUUGGAGAGAGCCGCCGAUGUUUACAGAGAUCGGACCUCCGUCAUUUAUGGAUCCCUCAAGUAUACGUGGGAACAAACACACAGAAGGUGCGUGAAACUCGCUUCUGCUCUAACGCAAUUGGGGAUUUCUCCUGGUGACGUUGUGGCAACGCUAGCACCAAAUGUUCCGGCGAUGCAAGAACUCCAUUUCGCCGUUCCGAUGGCCGGAGCCGUCCUCUGCACUCUCAACACUCGCCAUGAUUCAAAUAUGCUCGCCACCCUUUUAACCCAUUCCCAAGCUAAACUCCUCGCUGUUGAUCACCAACUUCUUGAUUCUGCUGUGGCUGCCAUCCAUCUCCUCAAAAAACCUCCUCUUCUUGUUAUCAUCUCCGACGCCGGCGACCGGCCACCGUCCGAUUUAAAAACCAACGCGUACCACUACGAGAGCCUUGUGGAUGGUGGGGUUGCCGGAUUCUCUGUCCUCCGACCAACUGAUGAAUGGGAUCCGAUUAGUGUAAAUUAUACUUCCGGCACCACAUCCAGGCCUAAAGGGGUUGUUUAUAGCCACCGUGGUGCGUAUCUCAAUUCCAUCGCCACCGUUUUCAUGCACGGAAUGGCAGCGAUGCCCACCUAUCUCUGGUCGGUGCCUAUGUUUCACUGCAACGGAUGGUGUCUUGCGUGGGGACUGGCGGCCGUCGGCGGCACUAACGUAUGCCUCCGCCGCUGUGAUCCGAAAGAUAUAUUCGAUACCAUCGUCCUUCAUAAGGUGACACACAUGGGCGGAGCUCCGACGGUCCUGAAUAUGAUCGUGAAUUCGCCGGAGGAUCACCGGAAACCACUCCCCCAGAGGGUGGAGAUUAUGACUGGCGCUGCACCUCCGCCGCCGCUAGUCCUUUCGAAGAUGGAGGAAUUAGGGUUUAGGGUAUCUCAUUUGUAUGGUCUCACGGAAACGUUAGGUCCAGGAACGUCGUGUUUAUGGAAACCCGAAUGGGAUUCAUUGCCAACUGAAGAUCGGUUUAAACUCAAAACCCGACAAGGAGUUCGACAUUUCGGAUUGGAGGAAGUCGACGUGAAGGAUCCGAUCACGAUGGAGAGCGUCGAAUGUGACGGGAAAUCGAUGGGAGAGAUUAUGUUUCGCGGGAAUACUGUCAUGAGCGGAUACCUGAAGGAUCCGAAAGCAACUGCGGAGGCGUUUACAGGCGGGUGGUUUCAUAGCGGUGAUCUGGCGGUCAAACAUCCAGACGGGUACAUAGAAGUUAAGGACCGAUCGAAGGACAUUAUCAUUUCCGGAGGCGAAAACAUUAGCACGGUCGAGGUUGAAACCGUUAUUUACAGUCAUCCAGCGGUUCUCGAGGUCGCAGUGGUUGCACGACCUGACAACCACUGGGGUCAAACACCCUGCGCGUUUGUGAAAUUGAAAGAUGGCUUCAAUUGCGACGGACAGGACAUCAUCGACUACUGUCGCAAUCGUUUGCCACAUUAUAUGGCCCCGAAAACCGUGGUUUUCGAAGAGUUGCCGAGAACGUCGACUGGGAAGGUGCAGAAGUUUUUGCUGAGGGAAAAGGCGAAAGUGCUCAGUAGCAUUUCGUGAGCGCAAAUUACAACCCGUUGAAGCAAAUCUCGUAUCGAAUGUACAAAUGUUUUUCGCUCUUGGACAACGAUCAAACGGUUAUGGUUUUUUCGGUGAAUAUAAUCUAAAAGCUAUCUUACCAUCUAAUAGCUAUGUUAUUUAGCCAACAACCAGCUGUUUAGCCAACCGUUAGUUUAUUAAUCAAUAAUUGCGCAUGAUAAUUACUACGAUGCGUCACAGAUGUACAACAAACGCGUUUCAUGUGGGCAACAAUUACCUUUAUAACCAAAA